Messenger RNA from Dromaius novaehollandiae (emu), 2281 nucleotides. It is a transcript of the gene SHC2, whose product is annotated as SHC adaptor protein 2. The transcript has 12 exons. Gene Ontology annotation, molecular function: receptor tyrosine kinase binding. The record is from RefSeq and is a predicted model, not a curated record. Gene Ontology annotation, cellular component: plasma membrane. NCBI's taxonomy places the organism in Eukaryota, Metazoa, Chordata, Aves, Casuariiformes, Dromaiidae. The coding region runs from base 48 to 1907 and encodes 619 amino acids. Gene Ontology annotation, biological process: intracellular signal transduction; cell surface receptor protein tyrosine kinase signaling pathway.
CAGCCGCGCCAGGCAGCCGCUCUGGAGGCACGGCCGCAGCGCGGGGCAUGCUGCCGGAGCCCAAGUAUGACCGCUUUCGCAACGACGCGCUGACGGCCGCCCCGCGCCGGCCGCCGGCCGCCCCCAUGCCGUCGCCGGCCCCCUCGCCCGCCGGCGCGGCCCCGGCCCUGGCCCACCCGUGCCCCCCGCUCGGCGAGGAGCAGGAGGCCGUCACCACCUUCUGCAUGCUCAUCCCCAGGAUGCCCCAGUGGAAGUUCUCCGGCCCCACGGGCUUCCUCAGCCGCAGCCCCUCGGGCUCCAGCAAGGAGCUCUCCUCGCCGGCCAGGGCGGGGGGCCCCGCGGAGCCGGGGGGGGCCCCCUCCGGGCUGGCCGCCGUGCUGAGCGCCUGCGAGCCCGUCUGCUCCGCGCCCUGCUCGCUGCAGGUGAUGAGCCGGCUGCGCGGCGGGGCCGGGGCCGCCAGGAAGGCCGCCCGCCUCGAGGGGGUCCGGCCGGCCGGCGAGGACUGGAGCCGCAAGGGCAGCUUCAUCAGCAAGCCGGCGCAGGGCUGGCUCCACCCCGACGAGCGGGUGCUGGGACCCGGCGUCUCCUACAUCGUCCGGUACAUGGGCUGCAUCGAGGUGCUGCGCUCCAUGCGGUCCCUGGACUUCAACACCCGCACGCAGGUCACCAGGGAAGCCAUCAACAGACUGUACGAGGCGGUGCCGGGCGUGAAGGGCAUCUGGAAGAAGAAGGCCCCCAACAAGGCGCUCUUCUCCAUCCUGGGCAAGAGCAACCUCCGCUUCGCCGGCAUGAGCAUCGCCGUCAACAUCUCCGUCGACGGCCUCAACCUCACCAUCCCCACCACGCGCCAGAUCGUCGCCAACCACCACAUGCAGUCCAUCUCCUUCGCCUCCGGAGGGGACACGGACACCACCGACUACGUCGCCUACGUCGCCAAGGACCCCAUCAACCAGAGAGCCUGCCACAUCCUGGAGUGCUGCGACGGGCUGGCGCAGAGCGUCAUCAACACAGUGGGCCAGGCCUUCGAGCUGCGCUUCAAGCAGUACCUGCACAGCCCCCCCAAGGCGGUGGUGCCCCCAGACAGGGCGCUGGGCGCGGAGGAGUCGGCAUGGGGCGACGACGAGGAUGCCGCCGAGCACGACUACUACAACAGCAUCCCGGGCAAGGAGCCGCCGCCGGGGGGGCUCGUCGACUCCCGGCUGCGGCACGUCCGCGCUCAGCCCCCCGGCCCCGGCGCCACCGGCCAGGGCGGAUUUUCCCCCCGACGAGACCCCAGCGGCCAGCCGGGACCGCCGUGGGAGCCGGAGGUGCAGGGCCAGCCCGGCGACGGCUACCUGCAGGCGGACGGGCAGCCCCCGGGGCCGCGGGACUACGAGGAGCACAUGUACGUCAACACGCGGAGCCUGGACACCUGGGAGCCCGACACCGGCCCCGGGGCGCCUGAGGACAGCCCCAAAAAGGACCUCUUCGACAUGCGACCCUUCGAGGACGCGCUGAAGCUCCACGAGUGCAUCGCGGGGGGCGGCAGCACCCCCCCCUUCGAGGACCGGUGGCCGAGCCCCCCCACCCGCAGGGCCCCCAUCGCCCCCACGGAGGAGCAGCUCCGGCGGGAGCCCUGGUACCACGGGAAGAUGAGCCGGCGGGAUGCCGAGAGGCUCCUGCAGGCGGACGGGGACUUCCUGGUGCGGGACAGCAUCACCAACCCGGGGCAGUACGUGCUGACGGGCAUGCAGGGCGGGCAGCCCAGGCACCUGCUGCUGGUGGAUCCCGAGGGCGUGGUGCGGACCAAGGACGUGCUCUUCGAGAGCAUCAGCCACCUCAUCAGCCACCACCGGCAGCGCGAGCAGCCCAUCGUGGCCGCCGAGAGCGAGCUGCACCUGCGCCAGGUGGUCAGGAGGAAGCAGUGAUGCCAGGGGGCACGGGAGCCCCCACUGGCCCCGGCCCCCCACCAGCCCUGCGCCCCCGGGGGGGUCGGGGGCCCCCGAGCUCUGGGGCCGCCCCUCCUGCUCCCCCCGCACGGCUGGCGGGGCAGGGAGGGGGCCUGGGCACUGCCUCCCCCGGACGCCUGGGCCCGGCCCCGGCUCCGCUCGCGGAGGCACCCGCUGGCCUCGGACACCCGCAGUGCCUCGCCGUGCCGCGGCCUCCCCCGCGCGGCGCCGGGGUCCCUUCUCCAGGAGGAAGCUCCGGGGUGGCCCCGGGGCUGGGGUCCCCGCUGCUCCCACCCUUCCCGCUCGGCUUCCCGCCCUUCCCUCUGGGAGCCGUCGCUAUGCACACGCCGGCG